UUCUCGAUCCGUUUGAGUUUUGAAAUUAUUGUCAAAAAAGUUUUACUUUAAAAUAAUUCAAAACUAAAAAGCUUAGCAUAAUGAUAGAGGAAGUCAUGGAGUUGUUUCUCAUCACUGCUGUAGUCUAUUUUUGUGCCAAUUUGAAGAGGCCGCCUAAUGCUUGGGGAUACUUUCAUUGUGCCUGCCCGAUCGUUAUGGGUAUACUUUCUGCCGGAUUAAUUCACAUAAAUAAAUAG
Drosophila bipectinata is the source of this 236-nucleotide messenger RNA. RefSeq lists its product as uncharacterized. The record is from RefSeq and is a predicted model, not a curated record. NCBI's taxonomy places the organism in Eukaryota, Metazoa, Arthropoda, Insecta, Diptera, Drosophilidae.